AUGUGCAAGGCCCGGCUUGAAGCCCUGGGCUGGCCCAAGCCGGGCCCAAAUAGGCUGGGCCCAGCCCAGGCCUGGGCUUGGAUUCAGAAAAGCCUAAGCCAACGGCCCAAGCUGCGGCUUUGGUAUGACACCUUGUCACAUCAUAUUCACACAAGAAAGAAAGGAAAAUUCGUCUGCUAUGGGCACCGUGCUAUUGCUCUUGCACACGAACAUAACUGGGAUGCCAUGCUUGAAGAUACAAACCAGUUGCUGACGUGUGCUGGGCGUUUGCACAUGGUGUUCGUGGUGUUGGGAACAACAUGGUGGAGCUUGGACAUCAAUUUCAAGCAAUUCAGCAUGUGGGCCGCAGCUUGCAUGGGCCCAAGCCCCGGCUUUGGGCCGGCUUGGGCUCAUGGCUCAGGCUUGAAAUCUGGUGAGCCUAAGCCCCCCCCAGGCCGAGCCUAA
Messenger RNA from Suillus bovinus, 444 nucleotides. RefSeq lists its product as uncharacterized. Lineage: Eukaryota; Fungi; Basidiomycota; Agaricomycetes; Boletales; Suillaceae. The record is from RefSeq and is a predicted model, not a curated record. The transcript has 3 exons. Bases 1 to 444 code for a protein of 147 amino acids.